Erythranthe guttata (spotted monkey flower) is the source of this 1595-nucleotide messenger RNA. RefSeq names its product peroxidase 5. Gene Ontology annotation, biological process: hydrogen peroxide catabolic process; response to oxidative stress. Gene Ontology annotation, molecular function: heme binding; peroxidase activity. Lineage: Eukaryota; Viridiplantae; Streptophyta; Magnoliopsida; Lamiales; Phrymaceae. The record is from RefSeq and is a predicted model, not a curated record.
UACAGUGAAAGAGUUUACUGCAAAUUAUUGCAUGUGAGAUCUGAUUAAAUUCAACUGGAUUAGGUAAUGCAAUAAUAAUAUGAAAAAGAGCAAGAAUAGCAUAAGCAGACAAAAAUCCAAGCAUAAUUAUCUGAUAAUAUCAUCUAAUCUAACCACUAAUUUUGUAUCUUCAUGCACCUAAGUCAAAGUAUAAGUGGAUUCCAUUUCAUCACUUAUUGCAUGAAAACCCUUUAAUAUAUGAGGCCUUGCAUUAUUAUAUACUAAUUAAUAUUAUUAAGCACACAAUUACUCGUUCAAACUUAAUUACUCCGGUUGCCCUUUCUUUUUCGGUAUUCACUUAUUAUCUUCUACUCGUGAACAAGUUAAAACGACAUUUACAGCAAGUCGACGAGUCAUUUGUCACUAAAUAAUAUAGAAAAAUAAAAAUAAUGGAGCCAUAAUCUUUGUCUAUAAGUAGCACUUUUUGUUAAUGCAAGUACUCAUCAUCAAGCAAACAAACUCGGAAAAAAGAAAAAAAAAAAAAGAAUCAUGAGUUGCAAACAAUUUCAGACAUUUGUUUCAGUGCUUUUGUUUCUGUGCAUUGUUGAGUCAGAAGCUCAACUUCAGACGGGGUUUUAUCGAAGCUCGUGUGGCAUAGCCGAGUUUAUAGUUAAACAAGAAGUCAGAAAUGGCUUCUUCAAAGACAAUGGGAUUGCUGCUGGACUUGUUAGAUUACAUUUUCAUGACUGUUUUGUCAGGGGAUGUGAUGGAUCGGUGCUGAUAGAUUCCACGGCAUCAAACAAGGCGGAGAAAGAUUCACCGGCGAACAAUCCGAGCCUAAGAGGAUUUGAAGUAAUCGAUAAUGCAAAGGCCAGGAUUGAAGCCUUUUGUAAAGGCGUUGUUUCGUGUGCUGAUAUACUUGCUUUUGCAGCUCGUGAUAGUAUCGAGAUCACAGGAGGAUUUGGGUACGAUGUCCCUAGUGGGAGGAAAGAUGGGAGAGUUUCUUUAGAUACAGAGGCAUCACAAAAUCUGCCACCUCCUUCUUUUAAUGUUAAUCAACUCACUCAAGCUUUUGCUAAUAAAGGUUUAACUCAAGAAGAAAUGGUUACCCUUUCUGGAGCGCACACAUUAGGUAGGUCCCACUGCACGUCAUUCAGCAACAGGCUGUACAGUUUCAGCACAAACACGAGCCAAGAUCCGAGCCUAGAUGCGUUUUACGCGAGCCAGCUGAGGCAACAGUGUCCACGUGGCACGGGCCCGAAUCCGGUGGUCCCCAUGGACCCAUUCAGCCCGGCCCAGACCGAUGUGGGUUACUACAGAGGUGUAUUGUCUAAUAGAGGCCUUUUUACCUCGGACCAAACCCUAAUGACAAGCCCAAUAACACAGGCCCAAGUUUUCCAAAAUGCUCAGAACCCUUUCCUUUGGGCAAACAAAUUUGCUGCUGCUAUGGUUAAUAUGGGCAAGAUUGGUGUUUUAACUGGUAAUUCUGGUGAGAUUAGAGCUAGUUGUAGAGUGAUUAACAGCUAAUGCAAGUGCUUUAUUAUCAAGUCAUAAUCCUUUUCUUAUGUGUACUUCCAAUUUUAAUGGCAGCUGCCAGAAUAAAAUACUCCCAAUUA